AUAUCUGCCCUGUGAUUAAUUGCUAUGUGAUCACUUGUUUUUAUCAGGUUCGUGAGACCCAGGCAUUAAUCUUGGCACCAACUCGGGAGCUGGCUGUACAGAUUCAGAAGGGUCUUCUUGCGCUGGGAGACUACAUGAAUGUCCAGUGUCACGCCUGCAUCGGAGGGACCAAUGUGGGUGAAGAUAUCCGAAAAUUGGAUUAUGGGCAGCAUGUUGUUGCUGGCACUCCAGGCCGUGUGUUUGAUAUGAUUCGUCGACGAAGUUUAAGGACUCGUGCCAUCAAAAUGCUGGUUUUGGAUGAAGCAGAUGAAAUGCUCAAUAAAGGUUUUAAGGAGCAGAUCUAUGAUGUGUACAGAUACUUGCCUCCAGCCACACAGGUGGUUUUGAUCAGUGCCACUUUGCCUCAUGAAAUUCUGGAGAUGACCAACAAAUUCAUGACAGACCCCAUCCGCAUCCUGGUGAAACGUGAUGAGUUGACCCUUGAAGGAAUCAAGCAGUUUUUUGUGGCUGUGGAGAGGGAAGAAUGGAAGUUCGACACCUUGUGCGAUCUCUACGACACGCUCACAAUCACGCAGGCUGUCAUCUUCUGUAACACGAAGAGAAAGGUAGACUGGCUCACAGAGAAGAUGAGAGAAGCCAACUUCACAGUUUCAUCCAUGCAUGGGGACAUGCCACAGAAGGAGAGAGAGUCCAUCAUGAAAGAGUUCAGAUCUGGUGCAAGCCGAGUCCUUAUUUCAACAGAUGUUUGGGCUAGAGGCCUGGAUGUGCCUCAGGUGUCCCUCAUCAUUAACUAUGACCUACCCAACAACAGAGAACUCUACAUACACAGAAUCGGCCGGUCGGGCAGAUACGGCCGAAAAGGUGUCGCCAUCAACUUUGUGAAGAACGACGACAUCCGCAUCCUGCGGGACAUUGAGCAGUACUACUCCACCCAGAUCGACGAGAUGCCCAUGAACGUUGCUGAUCUUAUCUGAAGGUCCACGUCUACUGGGGAGUUGUACUGUUUGGUAGCCUCCAUAAUCCUGUCUUGGACCCACACCCCUUUAUCAUAUUGCUGGUCAUGUUCUUGAGUCGAGCUGCACUUGGGAACUUGUGUAAAUAAUUUCCUUCCUCCCACCCAUAUUUUUCAAUAAAAAAAAGGAAGUUUUACCAUAA
Messenger RNA from Nestor notabilis (Kea), 1155 nucleotides. RefSeq names its product eukaryotic translation initiation factor 4A3 (gene EIF4A3). The record is from RefSeq and is a predicted model, not a curated record. Gene Ontology annotation, molecular function: RNA helicase activity; ATP binding; mRNA binding. The annotation marks the transcript as partial. NCBI's taxonomy places the organism in Eukaryota, Metazoa, Chordata, Aves, Psittaciformes, Psittacidae. Gene Ontology annotation, cellular component: nucleolus; catalytic step 2 spliceosome. The transcript has 9 exons.